GAAAGAAAAAAAAAGAGUGGGAUAGGCCAAAACACCGCUUUGCCCUGCUAUUUUUUUUUUUCCUUCCUCGCCCCCCCUUCUCUUUUCUCUCUCUUUGAAAACUUUUUAUUAAAUAUGCUCCGUACUGUUGCUACUCGUACCCGUGUUGGUGCCGUUCGUGUCGUUCAACGCCGCAAUGCCUCCAAUGUUGCUGUUCAAAACAUUGAAUCUCGUUGGAGCACUCUUUCCACCGCUGAACAAAACACCAUUGCCAAGCAACUCGAAGAAGCCCAAAAGGGUGACUGGAAGUCUCUCUCUCUCGAUGAGAAGAAGGCUGCCUACUACAUUGCCUUUGGUGCUCACGGUCCCCGUGCACCCAUUACCAAGCCUGGUCAUGCUACCAAGGUUGUUGCUGGUGUUGCCGGUGUUCUUGCUGCUUCCAGUGCUCUCUUCUACGCUAUCCGUCUUGGUGGUCAAGAGAAGCCUCACACCAUCAGCAAGGAAUGGGAGGAAGCUACCAACGAGUACCUCAAGAGCCAGAACUCCAACCCUAUCUCUGGUAUCUCCUCAGAGGGAUACAAGGGAACUGGUUAUGUCGUCAGCAAAUAAACAGUUUAAUAAUUCCAAUUUUUUUACACCAUAUAAAAAAAAAACUUAUUUAUACACAUCGCACGUUGAUUUCUAUCUAUCCACUCUACAACGUUGUUAUAAUAUGUUUGUCAUUAAAAAAAAAAAUUAUAGUACAUACACACA
Molecule: messenger RNA, 732 nt
Organism: Mucor mucedo
Lineage: Eukaryota; Fungi; Mucoromycota; Mucoromycetes; Mucorales; Mucoraceae
Product: cytochrome c oxidase subunit IV
Exons: 3
Coding region: 115-588 (157 amino acids)
Biological process (GO): mitochondrial electron transport, cytochrome c to oxygen
Source: RefSeq, a predicted model, not a curated record